AUGUCCCAACAGGUCCUGCCUACCUCCCAUUCUCAGGAGGAUAACUCCCUUUCCCCUCCCAAAGGCUUCGUUGACUCCAUCAAGGCCGAUGCCAAAGACAGACUUCAGUCCUUUAAAUCUGGCUUUCGCUUGGGCGAAUUGAGCGGUUCUCUUGGUGAUCUGGGCACACUCCUGCCCAUCAUGCUCUCGCUUUCGCUCACUGGCCAGGUCGAUCUUACUGCCAGUUUGAUAUUUGGUGGUCUCUGGAAUAUCAUCACCGGCCUGACCUUCCGCAUGCCAAUGUGUGUCCAGCCCAUGAAAUCCAUUGCUGCGAUUGCACUGACAAACCACAUGUCGAUCGGAUCCGUCAUGAGUGCCGGUAUGGGAGUCUCGGCCGUCGUCAUGGCUCUCGGCCUCACCCGCACCAUCCACAUCGUCCAAAAGUAUACCCCCAUGGCCGUCAUUCGCGGCAUCCAGCUCGGAACAGCCAUUUCCUUUGGAGGCAAGGCUGCUGAGUUGGUCAAGCAGGCCAAGAGCUUUGGAGGUGACAGCUGGACCUGGGACAACAACUACGAGUGGGCCGUGUUUGCCUUCAUUGUCGUCUUUAUCUUUUACUACCGAUCCAAGCGUAUCCCAACCGCUAUGAUCCUCUUCUCGAUCGGACUCAUCAUCGCCUUCAUCAAGUUAUACACCAACCCCCCUCCUAAUGCCGUCUAUCCCAAGAUCAGUGUCUAUACCAUCGGAGUCACAGUCCCGACCUGGGAUGAGUUCAAGCACGGCUUCGUGUCCGCUUCCCUAGGACAGAUCCCUCUGACCUGUCUCAACUCUGUCAUCGCCCUUGCCGCCCUUGCCAAGGAUCUCUUUCCCGAGCGCCCAGCCGGUACCCCUGCUAUCGCUGUCUCGGUCGGCAUGAUGAACUUGGUGGGAUGCUUCUUUGGAUCAAUUCCCUUCUGCCACGGCUCUGGAGGAUUGGCUGCCCAGUACCGUUUUGGCGCCCGUACCGAGGUGUCGAUCAUUAUCCUCGGUCUCCUCAAGAUCUUUUUCGGCCUCUUCUUCGGAAGCUCCCUGUCGGGCCUGAUUGCGACCUACCCAAGUGCCAUUCUUGGGGUUAUGCUGUUUGUGAGUGGUAUCGAAUUGGGCGCAGUCGCAAGAACUGUCAACGAUGGAGUGGUGGACGAUCAAAAGAGACACGCAAACUUUAUUGUCAUGAUUACCACAGCUGGCAUGCUGGUUGGAUUCAAGAACGACGGUAUUGGAUUCAUUGGUGGUCUUGUUGCUGCCCUGUGCUUCUACAUUGGAUCCAAGUAUAUGGGUAGCAUGGACGAUGAUGUCCAGUUGCUGACUGAGCAACAGCCUGCGAUUGCAUCUGCUCCUGUCACAUCGUCAAUGGGUGGCAAUGCUCCAGUUGAGAGUCACAAGGAACAGGAAGGCGACCGUUUCUCUGUCCACAAGAAUCUUUCCUCCCAGGAACCCGAGCGCCAUUAA
This is a messenger RNA of Linnemannia hyalina, 1464 nucleotides long. The record is from the annotation of a GenBank genome assembly. Lineage: Eukaryota; Fungi; Mortierellomycota; Mortierellomycetes; Mortierellales; Mortierellaceae.